Molecule: messenger RNA, 1229 nt
Organism: Paramuricea clavata
Lineage: Eukaryota; Metazoa; Cnidaria; Anthozoa; Malacalcyonacea; Plexauridae
Source: the annotation of a GenBank genome assembly
AUGGCAACACAAUACUCGACACAAACUGUCACUGUUACGACCCAGCCUGGUGGCCUGCGAGACUGGAACAGCGGUCUUUUUUCUUGUUUUGAUGACAUAAAGACAUGUAUGUAGACGUUUUUCAUAAGGGCCAUAGGAACGAGACACAGGUGCAAUUGCCCCCCAAAAAAAAGAAACCCAAGGAAAAUUGGGAAAUGAAGAAUAAUAAAAAAUUCAGAUUAUUUUAUUACAGUCUUCAAUAAAAUCUGCAAAAACUAAUACCCUUAAAUGUCUGCAAAAAAUUCCAGCACAUGCAGAAAAUUGUGCAAGCUGAAAAUCUUCCCUCCCUCAAUAACUUUUCCUCUGGUCCACCCCUUAGAACAUUUAUGUUGCAACAUUUUAAAUGAAAUAGAUUCUCAGUUUUCUUUUCGUUGUAUGGGCAGAUAUAAAUGCAAUCAGUGGUGUUGAACUGAAAUGAUACUACCAUUUUCUGUGGGCGUGGUAUAAAAAUAUUGUUUUGCACGCGAAACUUUGAAUUUCGGCGUCAAAACUCAAAAGGGCACUUGUAUUACAGAGGUUUGUUACGUAAACAUAUCCAGAGGGUGCUAUAAAUCUGUUAUUUCGCUUUCUAUAGCAAUUUUGUCAGUAUAAAGUCAGUCCGUGUGAAAAAUAAGAAGAAAUUUUCUCGUGCAAAACAAUGUGCUUGACACCACGCCCACAAAAGUUAUUAUUGCAAAACAAAAACUUAUGAUUGACAAACUCGUGCUGAAGAAACGUUUUGAAACGUAGUUAUAAAUGCACGCUUCACGGAAGCUCGAAAAUGGUAGUAACAAGGGGGGGGGGGGCUUUAAAAGGGGUGCAACAUGAUAAACAUGGAAAGUUCCAGAUUUAUUUGUGGUUCAAGUAAUUCUUCAAUUAGUGUUGUUUGAAGAAAGGACUUUAAAUAAAAGAUUCUGAUAUACUGAAGCUACAGUAUUUCAUGUUGGAGGCAAUCUGUACUUGAUUCAUCAUCACUGCAUUGUUUCAAUACUACAGUCACAAAGAACGUUUUGACAGGUUAUGAAUAUGCAAUCUGUGUUCUGCAAAAAUAUUGGGAGGUUAGCCCCCCAAACCGGCAUGACAUUUUUAACAUGGGGCUCAGCCCCCCUCCCCCUUUCCCACACACCUGCAACACAUAAUAUUGUCUAAAAAAAUUUCAGGUCUAUGUGGCUGGUGCUGUGGGUGCUGCCUCUCAAUUCAGGUCGCCACAC